AUCUUGGCCCACGGUCCCAGUAUCCCAGCCCGCUAGAGAAGGGGACCACGUGAGCGAGAUAGCGUACCAACAGCGACAGCAACGAGAGAGAAAAAAAAAGAAAAAGAUGGCGGCCGACUCAACCUCGACACCGUCCUCGGAGAAUGCCAUCUCGGUCGCGGAGCAGCUCGAGCAGCUCGGGGCGGCGCGCAAGCUGGUGCUCGAGAACCCGACCUACUACGACCGCAUCGUCAAGGGCGUGCUGCCCAUCAUCGGGCCGGCCGCGCCCGUCGAGCUGCGCCGAUGGGGCGCCGACUUCCUGGCCGAGUCGCUCGCCACGCCCGUGUUGACCAUGCGCGAGAAGGAGAACAUCACGGUGGCCGUGCUCGACACGCUACGCAGCCUGCUCGACCACGCCGGGGAGGACGCCAUCGUGCUCAAGUCGAGCAUCGUGGCUGCUGCGAGCGCGUAUCCCGUCGCGCUGAGGUGGAUCGUUCAUAAUUCUUACCAUACCGAGAGUUGGGAACAGAUGUCGGCCAUCAAGUCAAGGAUAUUGAGCAUCUGGGACGGAGCACCAGCACCGGUCAAGCUGAGUUGCAUCAAAUUCGCCCAACGAGUCGUGCUUGCGCAGACAGUAUCGAACGGCAUGGAGCAGAAGUAUGGAGGACUCGACAUUUCCCUGAACAUGAUUCCGGCGAACCACCCAUUGCUAGAUCCCAGGCAACUGGAGGCAGAGGCAACUGGGCUCCUGGACAGGAUGCUUGGAGUAUUACAGGACAAUAGCAGCGACGCUCUGCUUGUGGACGCCACCAUCAACUGUCUCUCGAUUCUAGCGCGGACCAGGCCAAAUACAUCAAACCGCAUCCUCAACACGGUGCUCAACUUCAACCCCCUGAAGUUGGCUAAUUCACCAAUGACACCAAAGACGAGAGUCUUGGUCAAGUCUUUGGAGAAGACCACCCGCAUGUUUCUGACACACCUUCUUAGGAGGGACCCCAAUAACGCCAUGUCAGGGCGCAUUCAGCAAUAUCUCGAAAGGCUAAUGCGGUCGCGGGCCGAGAUCUUCGACGAAGCUGGUCGCAAAAGAGCGUUGAUCGACCAAGGCAUGGCCGCGUUCGGGGACGCCAAACGGCAGAGGAUGGAGGCCGGCGUUCCUCAAUUCACAAUACCACCUUUGGGACCAGGACCGCAUACGGUCGCCACGAUAUUCACCCUCACGGACAAUCCCGGCUUGCAAGUGUUCGAUGCCACACAGUUGCCGGCUAACCUUGCCGCAAAAAUCAGUGUCAGAACGUUGGCCACGCUGGACGAGCGAGUCCUGGAUCUGGCUGUCAGUGGUAUCCGAGAUCGUUUGACUUCGCUCUACGCUGCUGGCGCGGCCGGGGAAGCAGCAACACAACCGGCGUUGAUCAACGCCGCAACAGCGCCAUUAGGCAUCGACGAGGACGACGAUGACUACGAACCGGACCUCACCCCGGCCGAAGACACCGAGCAGAUCCUGAACAAGCUCGACAAUGCCCCUCCGGAAGAGCCAAUCGAGCCGGCCGCCGACGCCGGUGCGGCAAUGACUCUCGGCCCGUUCAAACUCCCGCCUCCGCCCACUGUCGAUCCGGACGUCGCCACCAAGCUCAGCCAGGCAGCAGCCUCUCGCGUGUUUGGGCCAUUGUCGGCCCUUAAAGACGCGGGCAUGGCGCGGAAACCCAAGGCGGGCAUCAACCGGCUGGCAGCGAGCUCGUACGACCGCGACUCCUGGUUGACGCUGAUCACGCGCCUCGCGACCCGCACUACGGCCGGCCUGGAGGACACCCCCAUGGGGAUCAAGUCCGAAGACGCGCUCGACCGUCCACUGGCGUCGCGCGUAUCUCUAGGCGACAGCAUUCGCGAGAUGCUGUACGCCUACAUCCUCGAGGACUGGCGGCGACGCAUAGAGAUCGCCGUCGCUUGGCUCUGCGAGGAGUGGUACAACGACCAGCUGACAAAGCGCAGAAGAGGCGGCAGCGAGGUCAGUCCCGGGGAGCUGCACUACGAGCGGUGGGCGCUGCGGCUAGUGGACGGGUUCCUAAGCUACGUCACGGCGCAGGACAAGGUGCUCACGCGGUUCCUGGCCGAGAUCCCCGGGCUAAGCAAGCCGCUGCUGGGGAAGCUGAAGGCGCUCUGCGCCGACCCCACGACGGUGCAACUUGCGCUGACGAGCCUGUUGUAUCUCGUCAUGAUGCGGCCGCCAGCGAGGGAGAUGGCGCUGGACACGGUGGCGGAGAUUUGGGCCGAAUAUGAGGAUGCACGCCCCUUGGCUGCCAAGUAUCUCGUCAAAUGGCGGCCGGGGUUCAUCGAAUCCCAGACCAGAAGUGCUGGAGAAGGCGAUGCGGCUCAUGCGAACAACAUGGCGAUUGCUACAUGAGACCAAUCAGCUCUGACAAGCCGUAGAUGCUGCGACUGCUACGCUUCGGGGGGGCCAUUGUAUGACAUGGAUGCAUUUAUUUUUUUUUCUAAUCAUAAGGGGCUUGGCAGGGCAAUUUUCUGGCUUUCUGUCUGGGGCGGAAAGAUUCGACUUAGCCAUCAUUCAGCGAGCGAAGGAUCAUGAACGGACUGACGGAUUGGGAUAGCGAAGAAAAAAAAGUACGGAGGGUGGCUCCAUCAAUAGUGUACGGAUGUACAAAGCAUCCUAGGCGGGGCAUGCGACGGGGAGACGCGACACGCCUAAUCGUUGUAUCUCGUUAGUUCCAUCAUUGGCAUCAACCGCCAAAUUGCCGCCAAGCGCCAAUCGCUAGCAUUGGCAACCAGAGUCAACGUGAUCCCGUGAGCUGGGACUUGGUAAAAACAUAAUCAGGACACUC
Thermothelomyces thermophilus ATCC 42464 is the source of this 2813-nucleotide messenger RNA. RefSeq lists its product as uncharacterized. The transcript is spliced from 7 exons. The record is from RefSeq and is a predicted model, not a curated record. The coding region runs from base 107 to 2377 and encodes 756 amino acids. Gene Ontology annotation, cellular component: mRNA cleavage and polyadenylation specificity factor complex. NCBI's taxonomy places the organism in Eukaryota, Fungi, Ascomycota, Sordariomycetes, Sordariales, Chaetomiaceae.